UUGAGAAUUCUGCAAUGGGCAAUACUGGUUCGAGUAUAUGGGACGUCAGUCCUAGUAGACCCCUGGGAGAGUACUUUUCGGAAGACGGUAGAAGGAGCAGUUUGCAGUACUGGAACAAUAGAGUACUUGUACCACGAACUCAGGCGGAACCCAACCGUACACCUAACAGACCUCGUACACGAACGUCCGCUGUACAGACACGGAGUGGAACCAGAACAAGUUCCAACUCUUCCAGGACAACACAACAGGCCAGAACAGAACACACACACACCAGACGCAAUACGAGUUCUUCAGAAAAUACAAGGAGGAGCAAUAGAAAUGGCAACGGGAAUGUCUCUAGAGGACAGUCGAGUUCCUCACAAGCUACUUCCGGGCGUCGUUCAAACACACCAAGUUCCACAGAAACUUCAAGUUCCAAUAGAAGCCCCAACAGCUCCUCUCAAAGAAAUACUUAUGUGGGAGGACAAAGUGUACAGCAGCUGAUACAAAAGAAAAUGCUGGCUCCUUGGGAGAGUGGAAAGGAUGAAGCUAGAGACUCUAGUCGCGAUGACUGUCCAAUAUGUUUCGCGUUUUAUACUUUUUUGAACUACACUGCGUGUUGUAAUAAGCCUAUAUGUACAAAUUGUUUUAUUACAAUGCACAAAAUGAGAAGACGUGGAACUACUUCUAUGUGCCCUUUUUGCAACGCAGAACCGAUGGAAAUUGUAUUUUAUGGUGAAAGCACUCCACAGAGACUGAUGGAAGAAGCAUUGCGAGAUUCCGUGAGUAGACAAGCGAACCAACUUAUCAUUGAAAUUUCCCUUAUUCAAAAGUCUUGGGAAGAACAGCCAGAAAUAAUAGACAAACUAAAGAAUAGUGGAGAGAAAUUAUAUCAAGAUCAUCAAGAUAUCUUUCAUAUACUUCCUAAACAGGUUUGCUUAUCGGGAGGCAAAACAUUUUCAUUGGCCACUUUAUACAAUGACACGGAAAGUUUUAUUUCUACACUAGUAGAGGAAAUGAGUGUGAAUGACUUGGGUUAUUUAGAAGCCGUUUUUCGUUCUUUACAUGAUGUUUGUUUCCGUAUUCUUGCGGAUAUUGCUGUGCUCGCCAAGGUGGAGUUGGAUACGUCGCAUUCAACUUCAGUGUCCUCAUCUUCUUUUUCAAUUGACAGAGUUGUUGAUGGAAAUCAUUCGGACGUUCCAUACUAUCAUGGCUGUUAUCUUAGCAAUAGACCAGGAAAUUUGGUUGAAAAUCAGGUUGGAGAAAAUCUUAUCAUUUUUAGUGAAGGAGAUGACACUGAAAGUGAGGGUAGAUAAGAACCAUCGUUUCUCCAUUGGAAAGUUAAAGGGCACUAAUGUCUAUUAAAAUAUUGAUAUUAUGUUUCUAGUUGUCUCUAUAGGAUGCUAUAGGAAGAAGCCAAUCUAGUCUCAGGCUGUACAGCAAUAAAGAAUAGCAUUCCAUUUGUGUGAAAGUAGGAAGUGUUACU
This is a messenger RNA of Galdieria sulphuraria, 1465 nucleotides long. RefSeq lists its product as uncharacterized. The transcript has a single exon. NCBI's taxonomy places the organism in Eukaryota, Rhodophyta, Bangiophyceae, Galdieriales, Galdieriaceae. Bases 15 to 1295 code for a protein of 426 amino acids. Gene Ontology annotation, cellular component: cytoplasm. The record is from RefSeq and is a predicted model, not a curated record.